Molecule: messenger RNA, 4220 nt
Organism: Dinoponera quadriceps
Lineage: Eukaryota; Metazoa; Arthropoda; Insecta; Hymenoptera; Formicidae
Product: facilitated trehalose transporter Tret1-2 homolog
Exons: 5
Coding region: 1216-2754 (512 amino acids)
Biological process (GO): transmembrane transport
Cellular component (GO): membrane
Molecular function (GO): transmembrane transporter activity
Source: RefSeq, a predicted model, not a curated record
AUUCGAUAUUCGUUAACAUCGCCUCACGCCGAUACGACAGAUCAUCGCGCGAUGCGAAUGGUUCCGGAGUGGAGAACACAACCGGGUGCAGUAGAUAAAAUCCUUGCGUCGGCCAGUCAAUAACGAGUCCUCGGAUAGCACCGAUCGCAGCCGUGGCCACAUCGGCCAAGUAGAUUUUGCGCCGCAAACCGAGAAGCUUGCGAGUGUCCCGCGCGAAGAAUAUCGCGCGCUCGUUCGCCGAAUUUUCAAUAUUCAAUCGCGGAAGCUCGACCGUACUUACUUACGAGACACCUUGUACUCAUCGCGAUCCCUCGAAUCGCGCAGCCGGUAUUUAAACAGGCUCUUUCCGAGACCUGGUGAUCUGGAGGUGUUUGAGGGGAAAGAAAGAGGAACAACCGAAAGAGAGACAGUUGUAUCGCUCGGAAUUUUCCGGAGCGAUCCGCAGUAUAUCUGCAAGUUCGCUCGAAUAGCAAACAGAGAGAGAGAGAGAGAGAGAUCGUUCAGUCGCGGAGAUUAGAAGCAUUCACGACUGAUGUUUGAAAAAAUACGAGAUCUCGUGUGAGUGCAUCCGCGGAACAUUAUCGAGAGAAUAAUUCGAACCGGCGAAACAAACAACGGCUGACGAACCGGCGGCGUCUAUUGUGAUACGCAUGACGAUAUUGUACCCGAAAGAAGAAGACUGGGAAUAGAGGGGAGGGAGUGAGAAAGGGAGGAAGAGGAGGAAAGAACAGCCUCGCAUCUAAAACUGGUGGGUCUCUUAUGAACGGUCGCAUUACAACGCGGAAUUGGCAGUUAAUUGCACACUCGACUCGCUCUCGUAUCGUUUGAACGACCCGUAGCAGCGAUCGAUCGAUGAGUGUGGAUGAGAUUUAAGGUAUCUCGUAACGUGUCAGCGAAUUCGUCGUCGAUUAUAUAAACGUUGGAUUGCAUCGCGAGCGUACUGGAAAGAGCCGAGGGCGGGGGAGAAAAUUAACGAUCGAGAGAGAGCGGACGUUCGAAUUAAAAUCGAGCGGAAGCAGUGAUACGAGUGAUGCUUGCGAGAGAUUAAAGACACCGAUAUAUCGAUAUUCUCUUUUGUGCUUGAAUAAAUUAUAUGAUAAAAGUACGGACGUUUGUUGAGAGUUUGUUGAGAGUUAACGCGCGUCACGCGGUGUUAUUAACGGCCGACGUGGUUAAUAAUCGAGUUAAUAAACGCGAGAAGUGAAAGAACUCAUCAUGAACAAUAACACAGCGGACGGGAUUAAUAACCCGAACGUCAGUAUUAACUCAUCGAUGUGUGUGGAAGUCAAGGUGGAACCCGACGCCCGUGAGAAAAAGAGAUGGGAGCGGAAAGGAGUAAUUUAUCAAGUGUUGAUGGGCUUGUGCGCCAAUGCCACGGUAGUGGGACCAGCGAUGGGUUUCGGCUACAGCGCAGUGGCAUUGGGCCCGCUAACCUCGCCAACCAGUGACGUGCAACUUGACGCUGCUCAGGCGAACUGGGUUGCAACCGCGUCGGCAUUGGGUACGCCCGUCGGCUGCCUGCUGUCGAGCGUCACGAUGAGGCGAGGGAGAAGAGUCAGCCUGCUCGUGACGUCGCUGCUCUCGAUGGCGGGUUGGGUGACGAUCUACCUGGCGAAUAAUUACGAGCAGAUCGUGGCGGGCAGAGUGAUCUCCGGUGUGGCCACCGGCAUGGCCUCGGUGCCGACGACGGUGUACGUGGCGGAGAUAGCGGGCCCGAAGUGGCGGGGCACGAUGGUCACAUGGACGAGCAUCUCCAUCGCCCUCGGUGUCCUCAUCGUUUAUGUAUUCGGCUAUAUUUUCAAGGACAACUGGCGAAUGGUGUCCUUAAUGUGCGCAUUAUUCCCGCUGCUGUCGAUCGGCCUUACCUUGCUGGUGAUACCGGAGACUCCGCUGUGGCUGCGGGACCAGAAUCGCCCGGACGAGGCGUUGAACAUCCUGAAGAAGUUCCGCGGCGUGCCGAAGGACGAGGCGGCGCCGGCCGAGCUCCUCUUCGAGCUGAAGCCGCGGCCGCAGAAGAAGAAGCAGAACCUGCUUAAGCACUUGCUCAAGAGGAACGCCAUGAUGCCGUUCAUCAUUAUGCUCGCCUACUUCUUCUUCCAGCAGUUCUCCGGGCUCUUCGUCGUCAUCUACUACGCCGUCGACAUCAUCGUCAGCUCAGGAGUCACGUUGGAUCCUUACCUCGGCGCCGUCCUGAUCGGCUUGACCCGGCUCGUCGGCAGCCUCCUGGUGGCCGGUGUGUCCCGGAAGUACGGCCGGCGAAUACCGUCGAUCGUCUCUGGCAUCGGCAUGGCCGUCUUCAUGGGCGGAUUGUCGACCUACCUCUUCUUGGAGGACAAAGGGUACAUCAUCGAGGACGGCGGAGUGAUCCCAGCGGUGUGCGUGCUCAUGUACAUAUUCGCCAGCACACUCGGCUUCCUGGUGAUCCCCUUCGCUAUGGUGGGCGAGGUGUUCCCCUCCAAGGUCAAGGACAUAUUGUCCGGCUUGACGACCUGCAUAGGCUACAUCUUCAGCUCGGUUUCCAUCAAAACCUACCCGGACAUGUUGGAUGCCAUGGGCAAACACGGUGUGUUCCUCUUCUUCGCGGUGACGUCCUUGGUCGGCGCUGUCUUCGUCACGAUAUGCCUGCCCGAGACGAAGGGCAAGACUCUGCGCGAGAUCGAGGACAUGUUCUCGAAGAAGAAGAACACCUUCGAGCUGCAGCCGACGGAGACCGUGGUCGGUCCGAAGGACACCUCCGUCGGCUUGUUACAUUGAAGAUAUUUACUGCAUUUGGUUAGAAAUCACAGCCAGAAUGAUGUUGAGGGUUCGGAAGAGGAGGAGCUCGGGGUGCAUUUUUCACGCGGAUGGCGCACAACCGACGGAAGAAAUAAGACGGAUAUCGUCGCUUUGUGAUACUUCAACGCGCGGCGAUUCAAGAUAUUCGCAAGGUCGAAAUCAGUGAUGCAAUGGCGCUACAAUAAUCUUCUUCUCAAGUCCUCAAGGUCAGAUCUCUUUUUGCGCGUAUAUUAUUUUAAAACGUGGAAAAAGAGAUUGAACGCGGAGACGUUGGCGUAGCGUUCGCAAAGAGAAGUAAUAUAUGCUGUCAUUUCAAGAAACUGAUUGCCACUUGGAUGAAAGUUCUACUGUCCGAAUGGCAUGCGGCUUUACACGCGACUUUACCUGCCCGGUUUUAAAAGAUCGCGCAAAUAGUGCCAUUUAUUGAUAAUUAUUUUAAUAUGCAAAGUACGUAUGUGAAUUAAGAUUUCCUCUAGUCCGAAAGUUACUUACAAGAGAAAGAGAGAUCCGUAAUCUCAGAAGUGACAUUUUGAGCGGCAUAUAUUUCGUAUUAUUAUUAUUAUUUAAUUUUUAUUAUUUACUGACAUUUCACGAUUUAAUAUAUAUGUAUUUGCUGGUCAAUAAUGCGAGUGUAGCGAGAUUUUCGAGAUAAAUCCCGAUUUUGUAAUAUCAUCAUAUUGCGAAAAAUACUCUGACGUUAUACAGAAGAAGGCAAAUUAAAAUCUCGGCGAUAUCGUUUAUCGUUUUCAAUUUCUGGAUUAAUCGAACUACUUCAAACGAUAUCGGCGCCAAGCAUCGAUAACGCGUAUAAUUAAUAAAGUGCAAAAAUUAUCGUUGAUAAAGUGUUAUAAUAUUGUCAUUGUUAGGAGUGAAAAACAUCGCGUCGAAUAUUUGAAGAACUGCACUCAAGAACGUGCGAUCGCCCUUAUCUGAGUGCUGAAAGCUAUUAGACUGCGUAGUUAAGCAAACAGAAGUUUAUAGUUUGUGUCGGCAACGCGUAUUUCGCGGAUUUAUGCGGAUUUACGCGGAUUAAAUGCGACUUACUUUACGAUAAAACCGAACGAAGUGCGACGAUAGCGAUCGAGAGCCAGCCGAUAACGGCGAAGAUAGCAUUCGCGUUCGCGUGUCAUCGAUAUCUAAUAUUAUCUACACAAGGCUGAAGAGCGCUCUAAUGCUUGCGAUAAUAAAUAUCCGGGACCUGAGUCGUCCUGUAACAGUCCAUCUUGCGAUCAGUCAAUCCCUUUUGUACGAAAUAUUUUUCCGCAGCGAAAUCGAGAGACGACGUCGAGGGCGGGUGUUUUCGAGCGAUAGACUGUAAGACACGAUUGUAUGUGAAUCAAAUCUUGAUUAAUUAAUUUACAAUCUAUACUCAAGGUGUACCGGAGAUGUACUGUGACAUAAAUACAAAUACACGUACGCAUAUAUAUAUAUAUAUAUAUAUAUAU